Messenger RNA from Heterotrigona itama, 2873 nucleotides. The record is from the annotation of a GenBank genome assembly. Lineage: Eukaryota; Metazoa; Arthropoda; Insecta; Hymenoptera; Apidae.
AUGGCGCUCGCGUGGAAUCCAUCAAAAAAAUACAGUGAUCGUGAAAGGUAUAUUUAUUGAAAUAUACCAAUUUUUAUGCUUAAUAUUUAAUUUUGAACAAAAAUGUUCAAAUAAUUAAAUUUUUAAUAGUUAAUACACUUUAUUUAUAAUAUACGUAUAUAAAUACAUAAUUUUUCUGCUACAUAACCUCUCUAACAUCAAACUGACAGCAGUAUAAUAAUCAUUUUAUUUGUGGAUUUUUUAUAGGUGGAUUUGUAUCUAUCCAGUGUACCUCAAUAGUAAGAGAACUCUAGCAGAAGGUCGAAAACUCCCAAAAGAUAAAUGUGUAGAAAAUCCAACGCACCAAGAAAUUCGUGAUGUUUUGGUAGCAGCUGGUUUCAAUGUUGGAGUAGAAAACAAACUACAUCCACGAGAACGUAGCAAAGAAUUAUUGUAUCGCGGACGUAUUCGCGUACAGCUUAAAAAUGACGAUGGCACUCCUGUGAAAUCUGAAUUUCCUACCAGAGAUUCAGUUUUGGCCUAUAUAGGUACAACCAUUCCAAAAUUAAAAACUCGACAAGGAAAGCAAUCGAGUGGUGAACAGUCUUCUCAAUCAUCAAGUUCAUCAACAAAGAAAGGAAAAGGAAAAGGAAGAAGGUAAUAAAGGAAUGUGUGGUAAUGGAGGAAUGUGUGGUAAUGCUGGAGGAAUAUGUGGUAAUACUGGAGGAAUAUGUGGUAAUGCUGGAGGAAUAUGUGGUAAUGCUGGAAGAAUAUGUGGUAAUGCUGGAGGAAUAUGUGGUAAUGCUGGAGGAAUAUGUGGUAAUGGAGGAAUAUGUACAGCUCCAACAAUAGAAUCAGAUGAAAUUGUAUUUGAAUUUUGAUCAUUUAUAGUCUUAAUAUCCGGAUUAUUUGUUUCUUCUGCAUUAUUAUCAUCAUCUGCAUUAUUAUCAUUAUCUGCAUUAUUAUCAUUAUCUGCAUUAUUAUCAUUAUCUGCAUUAUUAUUUGGAUCACAAUUUCUUUCUUUUAAAAAAUGAGCAUGACCUUUUAGAGGUCCUCCGGUGAGAAAAUAGUUUGCAACUUGAUGAGCAUCACCUGAAGGUUACCAAUAUAUUGGUAUAUAUUAAUUAUUAUUUUAUUUUUCUUAUUAUAAUUUUACCAAGUCUAAGAUGUUGACUAGAUCCUUUUACACCACGUGAAUUUCGAUUUUGCUUAAUGAAUGCGUUGAAAUUAUUAAAAUCAGUUUCUUUUAAUUGCCUUUCAGAAUGUAUUUUGUAAUCUAAUGAAACAAAUCAAUAUAUGGAAUAUAAUACUUUUUUCAUAUAUAAAAUUUAUAUCUUUUUCAUAGUUUUGUGUUACCUGUAUAGUCAUGGUAUGUAUUGGGAUAAUUGGACCCUAUUGAUGUAGAUUCUUGUAAAUUGUGAAAUUUAGCACAAGAAAUAUCACAUUUAUACACUGUAGUAUAAUAUAAAAUAAAAAUUAGUGAUGUUAAUUUAGAGUGCUUCAUGUUACAUUUAAAGAAUUCACAUCAAUUUUAAUUUCAAUCAGUGUCUUAAAGCACAAAUUCUGGACUGAAAUCUGACGUGAUUCAACCUAAAAUUUAUUGAUUUUGUAACAGAAAAUGUGCUGACAGUUUAUGAACAAUUUAUUUUAUUUGUCAUAACAUCAUGCUUACAUAUCAAUAUGCAAGAUUGUAAAAAUUUCAUCAGAUCUUAAACAAUUGAGUAAUAAAACUUGUUAUAUGAAAUUAUUACCAUUUCCUUUGUUUAAUUCAUUAACUUUUGUCACGAGAUGUUAAUUUUUAUUUUGAAGACCUUUAUCAAAUUACAUUUCAAAAGAAAUAAGAAUAUAUUUAAAUUUUAUAAAAAAUUUAGUAACUUUGUAAUAACUUAUACAAUGUUAUGAUAAAUUAUUAAAUAUAUAUAUUGCAAAAUCCCAUUUUACAAUUAACAGGAAAUUUGUAAAAAAAAGAAACCUUUCUUCCGUGACAAUGUUUUUCACAUUGCCGUGACCAGGAUUCGAACCUGGGUUACUACGGCCACAACGUAGGGUCCUAACCACUAGACGAUCACGGCUAUUGAAGGUUACAGUAAUCUAGUUUUUUUUUUACAAACUAAACGCUUAUUUUUAUCUUGUAAAUAUUAAUGCUUUUUUAAUUUAUAUAUUUUGUAAUUAAUAUGUAUAUAUACGGAUAAAUAUUAGCAUAAUUAUUAAAGUAUAUUCUAAAUUAUUGAUCAUAUACAUGUAACGAAAUGACAAAUCAUUUUUAUUACGAAAUAGUUAUUUAACGAUGUUGAACAGUACUUAUAAUGAAAAAAAUUUUGUAGAAUAUAAUAGAAAUUAUUUCGAACAUUAUUUAGAUACGAAAGUUUAAAACUAAGAUUCAAGUUGAUAAAAUUAUAAAUAUUCUGUUAAAUUAAUUAUCUUCUUUAAUAGAUAAGAGAAAUUAAAUUUACAUGAAAGGCGCGCGCUUAGUUGAAGAUCGAAACAAUAUUAUAAUCGAUAUUUCUCGCGAUUUGUAUUUGUAACAUAAAAGUGUUAGUUUUACGCGGUAAGCGCGAGGAGAUUAGAGCUCCAAAAGUUGAGAGAGAUAAAAAUCAAUAACUUUAGAUUUGUUUUUCCAUUGUUAAACAUAUCUACAAUUUAAGAAAGUUAUUAGAUGUAUUCAGUCCAGUCACUUGUUGAUUAGAAGUGAAUAUAUACAUACAUAUAUAUUAUGUAAACUACAGCUCAAGAAUGUAUUUAGAGAUAUUAGAAUUAGAUUUUUUUUAUGUAUUAUAUGGAAUAUGUAAAAUGUUUUAUAUUUUAUAUGAGUACUAUAAUGAUCAUAGCCAAUUUGAAAAUGUAUAUAGAAAUGUAUAUAAUAGUUAUAGGUUACUGACAAAUUAGUAUCUUAG